GCUGGAGGAGGAGGGAGGGGAGGAGGCAGCUGGAGGAGCUGAGCUCCUGAGGCAGAGACAGAUCCCGUUUCCAGUGGGACAGAGCAGCGUGAGCCUUGGGCCCCACCUCCACCACCACCAUGUUGGCCUGUCUGCAGCGGACCCAGAACCCGCCCCCGCAGCACCUCCCAUGCCCCAACAAGACCUUGGAGCUCCGGAAGUGUGAGCCGGUGAGCUCCACGCAUUCCCCGAGGUACCCGAGCCCAGCUGAGUUGGACGCCUAUGCCCAGAAGGUGGCCAACAGCCCCCUCAGCAUCAAGAUCUUCCCCACCAACAUUCGCGUCCCGCAGCACAAACACCUUAGCCGCACGGUCAAUGGGUACGACACGACGGGCCAGCGCUACAGCCCCUACCCGCUGCACGCCAGCGGCUACCAAGGCCUGCUGGCCAUCGUCAAAGCGGCGGUCUCCUCCUCCAGCUCUGUCUCUGCCCCUGCUGCUGCUGCCUCCUCCUCCUCCUCCUCCUCUUCCUCCUCCUCCUCCGGCAAAGGUGUGGUCAAGAGCGUGGAGGGCAAGCGGACGAAGCUAUCGCCUGCGGCUGUGCAGGUGGGCAUCGCGCCCUACCCCUUGUCGAGCACUUUAGGGCCCAGCGCCGUCCACCUGGGCUACCACGGGGGGCAGAAGCCGCUGGAGGGACCUGCCCCGCCCCCUAACGUCACGGUGGCCGCCUCGGUCAUCCCUCUGGCCGGGCGCGGGCUGGCACUGCCCCCGUCUAACCUGCCCUCCAUUCAGAGUAUCAUCUACCAGGUCAACCAGCAGUGCCAGGCACAGGGCUCCCAGGCGGCCUGCCAGGGGGGAGCGGUCACUCACCCGAGCCCGGCCAAGCGCACCGCGGCGGCCACCCCCGCCGGCUUCUCGGGCGUGGCUGGGUCCGCCAUGGCCUACGCCAGCGCCAUGCUGCCCGACUGCCGCAAAGGGGCCGAGCUGGUCGUGGGGGCCACGCCGGCCAUGGCCCUGGGGGGCCUCAAGCCCGCCGGGUACCCGGAUGGCAGCGGGGCCGGCCUGGACUAUUUAAUCUGGCCCCAAAAGCCGCAGCAGCAACUGCGGCUGUACAGUGGGGGCAGCGGUGGGGGCGGGGCGGUGAGCAAGUCCCCCGACGUGUGCGGGGGCGGGGCGGGGGCGGGGGCCGCGGCCGCCACCCGCCCCCCCUACCUCCUGAGCGGGGCCGCCGGGGACAAAGUGAGCUCCUCCCCAUUGAACUGCGUGGGCAUGCACGGGAACUUCUCCGUGGGCCCCUACUUCGCGCCCCCGUGGAACAGCAUCCUGGUCACCCCCAACAGUGACUGUUACAACCCCGGGCCGGAGGUGGGCCCGGGAGCUCGGGAGCUGGCUGUGCACCCGGCCGACGCGCUGUCGGGCCUCCCCAGCAAGACGGCAUGCAACACGUCCAUCCUGAGCAGCAGCCUGCAGUCCCUGGAGUACCUCAUCAACGACAUCCACCCGCCCUGCAUCAAGGAGCAGAUGCUAGGCAAAGGGUACGAGACGGUGUCCGUCCCCCGGCUUCUGGACCACCAACACGCCCACAUUCGCCUGCCCGUCUACAGAUAAGGCCCGGGGGGGCUCUGGUCCGGACAGACAGACGAGGAGGGCAGGGAACGGGCCGGAG
Vombatus ursinus (common wombat) is the source of this 1644-nucleotide messenger RNA. It is a transcript of the gene FAM222A, whose product is annotated as family with sequence similarity 222 member A. The coding region runs from base 120 to 1586 and encodes 488 amino acids. The record is from RefSeq and is a predicted model, not a curated record. NCBI's taxonomy places the organism in Eukaryota, Metazoa, Chordata, Mammalia, Diprotodontia, Vombatidae. The transcript is spliced from 3 exons.